AGAGAGGCACUAAAGCAGCGGCGCUUUGACAGGUGUUCUCUUCCAUCGGGCAGGAAUAGAGUUGAUAUUGGGUUCUCCCACCUGCUUUCUGACUGCAUCCUCCUUCUUGAACAGUAGAGAGCAGGCAUCUUCUCUCUCUCUCUCCUUCUCUCCUCUCUCUCUCCUGGACCACUCGAGAUGCUUGCAUUGAGCGUUAGUAUGGCCAGAGAUUCCUGUGCCUUUUGAGAGAACAGCUGUGCUUUCGCGCACUGAAACUCCAGCAUCUGAAUUACAGCCGAGACGAGUGGCACAAAGUGCACGAGGAGAGGGUGAGGGGCUGGAGCAUCAUCAUCAAUCAGUCAGUCAUUGGGACGUUCCCUGCCUCACUCAUAUGGAUUAAUCUUUCUCUUUUUGAGGACACUUGCAACCAUGGGCUCCACAGGUACCGAGACUAAUCCAGGGAUGGACAACACUCCGUUGAAGUAUCCCGUCAGAGGACACACAGAGAAGAUGUGGCAACGGCUGAAAGGAAUAUUAAGAUGUUUAGUGAAGCAGCUGGAGAAAGGUGACGUCAAUGUCGUGGAUCUGAAGAAGAAUAUCGAAUAUGCAGCUUCUGUGUUGGAGGCCGUAUACAUCGAUGAAACGAGGAGGCUCUUGGAUACUGAAGAUGAACUGUCAGAUAUCCAGUCCGAUGCAGUCCCCCUGGAAGUACGGGAUUGGUUGGCUUCUACCUUCACGAGGAAAAUGGGGAUGACGAAAAGGAGGCCGGAGGAAAAACCCAAAUUCCGAAGCAUUGUGCAUGCGGUGCAAGCUGGGAUUUUUGUAGAAAGAAUGUACCGAAGGACCUCUAGCAUGGUUGGUUUAGCCUAUCCAGCUGAAGUGAUACAAACAUUUAAGGAUGUCGAUAAAUGGUCAUUUGAUGUGUUUGCCUUAAAUGAAGCAAGUGGAGGCCACAGCCUGAAAUUUAUGAUGUAUGAAUUGUUUACCAGAUACGAUCUAUUGAGCCGUUUCAAGAUCCCUGUUCCCAGUCUCAUUUCAUUUGGAGAAGCUUUGGAAGCUGGCUACAGCAAACACAGAAACCCCUACCACAAUUUAAUCCAUGCGGCAGAUGUUACCCACACAGUGCAUUGCAUCCUGCUUCUCACUGGUAUCAUGCACUGGCUCACUGAACUGGAAAUAUUAGCCAUGAUCUUUGCAGCUGCUGUCCAUGACUAUGAGCACACCGGGACGACAAACAACUUCCACAUUCAGACCAGGUCAGAUGUUGCCAUUUUAUACAAUGACCGCUCUGUCCUUGAAAACCACCAUGUAAGUGCUGCUUAUAAGAUUAUGCAAGAAGAAGAAAUGAACAUCCUGGUGAACCUAACCAAAGACGAAUGGAGGGAACUGCGCAACCUUGUCAUUGAGAUGGUCCUAUCUACGGAUAUGUCGGGUCAUUUCCAGCAAAUCAAAACCAUGAGGCACACUCUUCAGGAGACUGAGGGGAUAGACAAAUCCAGAGCCAUGUCCUUGAUUCUGCAUGCAGCCGACAUCAGCCAUCCGUCAAAGUCCUGGGAUCUGCACUUCCGUUGGACCAAGGCACUGAUGGAAGAGUUUUUUCGACAGGGAGACAAAGAGGCAGAACUAGGGCUACCAUUUUCUCCUCUUUGCGACCGCAAAUCCACCAUGGUGGCACAGUCCCAAAUAGGUUUCAUUGAUUUUAUAGUCAAGCCAACAUUUUCUCUUCUUACUGACUCCAUGGAGAAAAUAGUUUUUCCUCUUAUAGAGGAAGCUUCAAAAUCUGAAAAUCCAAGCUUUUUGUCAUUACCAAGUGAAAAUAGCAAUGGAGGAAGCAGCGCUGAAGUGCACAAAAGGUUAAAUGUUAAAAACACUCUGUCCGUGAGUGGGACUUGUUCAGAGAACACUUUAGCAACAGUGGACUUAAGAAGCUUUAAGGACAACUUAUUUGAAAUCAUCCAAGAAAACAAAGAUAGGUGGAAAGAUCUAGCAGAAAAAGAAGAGCUUGUACAAGAAGAUGAAAUGCAGUCAAAGGAGCCGAUGACGGAAGACCCAAACAGGCAAACCACAGACGCACAACUGGAGGAGGGAGCAACGAAGAGACCGAUCGAGAAAAAUCAGGGAAGACAGGAUAAAACACCAUUAUCCAGAGAGUCCUCCCACACACCUCUUGUUCUUCAAGUGCACUAUCUCAAUUCUCACACCAGCAUUCCAGGCGCUGAGACCUCGUCAAAGCUUUCGUUGAUUAAAAGAGAAGCUGUGGAUGUACAGCAAGAAACACAACUUACUGUCCCACUGAAUGGUAAGCCCAAUCUCCGUGAGAACACAGAAGAGCCACUUAAGGAACAGAAACAAAGUGUGCUGCGCAACUAGAGGACCCUCAUCAUUAUUGUUUGCGCUGCUUGAAGAAUGAGAGGGUGAACAGAAGAACAGAAACAAAAAAAAAUCCUGAUUUUUUUUCCACGAGGCGGUUACCGACUUUAUCAGAUCAUCCUUGGACCCUCUUCUCUUUCUGCACAGCUGAUGGAGGCAAACUUUGGCAUUAAACAUCAGAAUGGCCUGAGCUGGUAACUCGAGCCACUGAGAGCCACACCCCUGAUUCAGAGUUGUUUAUCCGUUCUUCAGUUCUGCCACCCUUAAUGCAUUUUUUAACAAAAAAAAUUAAUCAAUGAAGCCAGUGGCCAUCUUAUCACCAUGUACAAGUUGUGGUUAAAAGACACACUCAUUAGAAGUGACGUCUGGGAAGCCCUCCCUAAGUGGAUAAUAUAAUCGCCACUUGUAGAUGCUGGGAGGACCAAGAUGAGUGGGGUACCACUGUGAUGUUAGUAUGGACAGCUCCACUCUUCCCUUUCACAGUCCUGUUGCAUAAGGACAUGGAUGUCUGCAUGUACAGACUUUAAAAACAAAAACAGAAGUUGGGGAAAUUUCUGAGACGCUGUGCUGCAAAAUGCAGGUGUUCCAGGAAGCCUUCUGAACAAGUACAGAAUGUAUUGUUUGACAUCAUGCAAUGGAAAUUGAAUGUUUUCAUUCAGUCCAUGAAAUCUUACUUCGAGCUAGUGAAAUCAUAUUAGGUCAGGAUGUAUGAAGACCCAAACGCUGUCCCACGCAGAACUCUAGGAGAAGCCAUAAUGUGGAAGACAAGCAGGUGCUUUGUAUGUAGAAAUGCCACCCCAGGCAUCUCCAGUCGGGAAGGAUCUUACGAUGUGGGAUGGGAGUUGGGGUUGGGGUGGGCAGACCUCUUUCUCUUGUCUUGGAGACCUGCUGCCAAUUGGAGUCCAACAGAAAUAAGCCGGACAGGCCAACGGCUUAGAUUCUUACAGUUUCUCCCUUUGUUCCCUUCUCAAUAAUUGCUUCAUUGAUAUGCUAUGGAAGUGUGUCUUUAAG
Pogona vitticeps (central bearded dragon) is the source of this 3360-nucleotide messenger RNA. RefSeq names its product phosphodiesterase 1A (gene PDE1A). NCBI's taxonomy places the organism in Eukaryota, Metazoa, Chordata, Lepidosauria, Squamata, Agamidae. Gene Ontology annotation, molecular function: 3',5'-cyclic-nucleotide phosphodiesterase activity. The record is from RefSeq and is a predicted model, not a curated record. Gene Ontology annotation, biological process: signal transduction.